CCCGUGUGUGCCUUUUCUAUUGGCCAUAAUUGGCCCAUAUUUCGUUGUACAUACACAAUGACAAAAAGGGCUGUUCUAUUACAUAGGUAAGCGUGUGGACUUUUAUUGUGAAAGCGUGGUUGACCAGGAAGAACUUUACCGGAGCCGUGAAUGUCUCUGCCCUGACUUCACCCUCCAAACUAUGUGGUCUUGUCUAAUCCACAGCGGAGCUCAGACGGUUCUAUGAGUCCCACCAUGAACACAUCCUCAGUGUCUCUGCUCCAGCUCUCCUGGACCGGGUUCAGACUGUAUGCAUCUAAAGGCCAUCGCUCUGGAGCCUUGAGCCUGAUGGCAACAGCUUCCACCCGUCUUCCAUACAUCUCACCUUGUAGACGCUCCUUAUCCAGCAACGUCAAAGUGCGCUCCUACCUGCAGUACGUCAAACGCAAGAUCAUAUCCCCCCCCAGUCCUCCGUACAGCCAUGUGUGUCAGGUAGGGGACCCAGUGCUGCGUUCACAUGCAGCUGCUGUGGACCCUUCAGCUGUAACGGGACCUGAGAUCCAGCGUGUCAUCAAAACUAUGGUGGCAGUAAUGCGGAAGCUUGAGUGCGUGGGACUGAGUGCGCCUCAAAUUGGGGUGCCACUCCGGAUCCUGGCUCUGGAAUAUCCCCAAAAAAUGUUUGAAGAGAGCUCGCCUGCCACGAGGGAGGUCCGCGGUCUCUCCGUCCAGCCCCUAAGGAUCUUUGUGAACCCACAGCUGAGGGUGCUGGAUGGUCGGACGGUGCUGUUUCAGGAGGCCUGUGAGAGCAUCUCGGGCUUCUCUGCCACAGUUCCCCGCUACCUGUCUGUGGAAUUGUCUGGUCUCAAUGAAACUGGCGAAGCUGUAACGUGGCAGGCUAGUGGCUGGUCGGCCCGGAUUGUCCAGCAUGAGAUGGACCACCUGGACGGGGUCCUCUACAUCGACCGCAUGGACACAAAGACCUUCAUUAAUAUCAACUGGCAGGCACACAAUGAAUAGAAAGUGAACACCUGCUCAGGGCGGACUGACUAACUGAGGAUGGCCAGAGUCUUUGCUGCACACCGUCUCUGAUGCCACUCUGUACGUGAACGUGUCUUCUGUGAAACUCUAAAAGAGGCAGUUUCUGUGGACCACAGAUCUGUACUUUGACAAUAAAUGCUGAAAGGAUGCAGAAUGGAUCUUUAAAUGUUGUUACCUUCCAUCAUAGUGAAGAAAAGACAGGAUUGGACAUGACUCAGUUAAAAGGCCCUAACAGCUGGAACACCAAAACACUGAUGUGGGCUAAAAUAUUGCUGCAUUAUAAAGCGUGGAAACUGGUUUUCAACACAUAAGCAAUUAUUUGUGUCAUUAAAAUGUUCAUUAUAGAAGUUAUGAAAGCUGUUUUUUUUUUGUCUAGAGGAUACCUGAGGGGGUGUGGUACGAAGCAAGAUGAAUGACUUAGCCAGCUUUGUCAAGCUUAAAGAGUUUUCUGUGUCACAAAAUUGUCUCGCUUCUGUGCUAAACCACCGUGGUUAUGAUGAACACAUAACCUGAGUUUCAGUUUAAAAUGAACUGAAUUUGAAUUAAAAUGUGCAAAAAUCACCAACUUUC
Messenger RNA from Oreochromis aureus, 1587 nucleotides. It is a transcript of the gene pdf, whose product is annotated as peptide deformylase, mitochondrial. Lineage: Eukaryota; Metazoa; Chordata; Actinopteri; Cichliformes; Cichlidae. The record is from RefSeq and is a predicted model, not a curated record. Gene Ontology annotation, biological process: N-terminal protein amino acid modification; peptidyl-methionine modification. Bases 223 to 996 code for a protein of 257 amino acids. Gene Ontology annotation, cellular component: mitochondrion. The transcript has 3 exons. Gene Ontology annotation, molecular function: peptide deformylase activity.